Messenger RNA from Paramecium tetraurelia, 471 nucleotides. RefSeq lists its product as uncharacterized. The record is from RefSeq and is a predicted model, not a curated record. Gene Ontology annotation, molecular function: DNA binding; DNA-directed RNA polymerase activity. Gene Ontology annotation, biological process: DNA-templated transcription. The transcript is spliced from 3 exons. Gene Ontology annotation, cellular component: RNA polymerase II, core complex; RNA polymerase I complex; RNA polymerase III complex. NCBI's taxonomy places the organism in Eukaryota, Ciliophora, Oligohymenophorea, Peniculida, Parameciidae.
AUGAGUAAUUAGGAUAGUGAGCCCGAAAUCGAUGACUCGGAUUUGGAAGAAAAUUCAAGGAGUCGAUCAUCUUAUGGCAAUCCCAUAGAAGACCAGGAUGAAGAAAUGGACACCUCUCAAUCUAAAGGUUAGGAAUCGGUCACUUCUGACUCAAGCGAUGAUGAAGACGAGAAUCAAAUAAUACGAACUGGGGCUAUGAUCCAAUAGAGCAAAGGGAGGAAAGUGUUGAAGAAUGAAAGAAUUACGCCUCCCUUUUUAACUAAAUAUGAGCGUGCCAGAGUUAUAGGAACACGAGCUUUGCAAAUCAGCAAGAACAGUCCCAUUUACGUGGAUCCAAAGGAAACAACCGACCCCAUAUAGGUGGCUUAAUAAGAAUUGAAUGAGAACAAAAUACCUUUCAUAAUUAGAAGGUAUUUGCCAAAUGGAAAUUUUGAAGACUGGGAACUUUAAGAGUUAGAACGCUUGGACUGA